UACCGUGCGCAGCAUCGUCACUUCCGGGUUGCAGGUCAGACAGGCUGCUGAUUCACACAACGAAGGGAAACCACGUCCCGUAUUUAUUCUAUUUAAACAUGUCUCUGUGAUAAACAGGGGACAUUUAGCGACGGCGUUUUUUGGGAGGUUACCAUGGUCCCAUCGGACUUUAAAGCCCUGAUCCAGAGGUUUUACCACCUUCAGUCUGAGCGGGUGGAGACGUAUCAGCUCUUUGAUGAAGGACAUGAGGCCUACUUGAGGACGGGGCCCCACUAUGACUUUGACCACUACAAGCAGCUGGUCCAUGAGAUAACACAGGCCUUCUGCGGCAUCUCCAAGGAAAUGCUGGAGAUCAAAGAGAAGCUGCACCACCAGUUUGACAGGCCGGCGCUUUCUGAGCACAUUGAGAAGCUGCAGAGCAAAGAGAAGCACAAACUAGAACUGACAGCCAGGCUGGAGCUGGCCCGGCGACGCGCCCAGGAUCACCCGGGAGGACGAGCGCUGUCAGGAAACAUUCAGGAGAUCAAGCACGAGAUCAUCAAGAACAAAGAGGCCCUGAGUGAAGUCUUGCAGGACUUUAAGUACGACUCUGAGGAGUUUGAUUGACAGGUGGCUCCCAGGAGGCGGAGAAGACGGAUCGGCUCUGCUCUGCUGCAACUUCCAUCUUUGACUCGUCAGCUGCACUCAUCGAUCCCUCCCUGGCUCCGCCCUGCUCGCUGCAGCAGUCCUCCUCCACCCAGGGGACGCGUCACAUUCUGGCUGUGUGUGUAUCUAUUCAUGUGUUUCUGUUAAUGCAUAACUCGGCAGAAAAAAAAGAGAGACAUGUAAAUACUCUGGAGGUUCCAUAAUUCCUGGUCGUUCAAGCCCAUAUCUUUGUUUACUGGAUGAGUUUUAUUUAACACAAAAUAAAAUGAAGUUUGACUUUUUAA
Molecule: messenger RNA, 929 nt
Organism: Gasterosteus aculeatus aculeatus (three-spined stickleback)
Lineage: Eukaryota; Metazoa; Chordata; Actinopteri; Perciformes; Gasterosteidae
Gene: rex1bd
Product: required for excision 1-B domain containing
Source: RefSeq, a predicted model, not a curated record